AUGGAUUCUGAUAGCAAAGAUAAUGUAAAGAAAACUGACAGCGAUCGGCAGAAUCAGGCCAAAAGAGAGGACAACAAACUGAAUAGGAAUUCGAAUCGCCGCCGGACGAAGGAUUCAGCUCGCGAGAGGAAAAAAAACGAGUUGCCGCCAGUUCUGAUGCCAAAGUUUCCGUCUCAAAGACUAGUUCGAAAGAAAAAGUCCAACGACAAAAUAGAUCAAAAAUGGACGGAUCGGGAGGAUGAGGAAGGGAUACCGCAGUGUCCGACGGACAAGUUUUUGGAGGACGAAGAAGAAUUGGGGGCGGAGCAAUGGAACGUGGAUAGAUGUCAAGAGCCGGAAGAGGAGGUAGAUGAGACUCAAGAUCAACAACCACCGGAUCAGUUAAUUGUGGAAGACAAUCUGAAACAGCCAGUCCCUGAAAAACCUUCACUGGUUCUAGAAAAACCGAUCCGUCCUGAAAAAUCACAAGCCAACCCAAAAGGCAAAGAAAAUCAAAGUGCGCGGAGCGAGCAUCGAAAAAGGGGAACGGAAAGUGACAGGAACAAAAAAGUGGACACCAAAAGACGUAUUUCGAAACGGUCAUCUGCUGAGAACAUAUUUUCUGAAGAAGGAGGAGGGGGCGGGAGGCAAAGUUUGAGAAAAUCCAGAAAAGUGACAACCAAGAAGAUUCAAAUAAAGACCAACAACAAUAAUGUGGUGAAGUCCAUCCAACAACCAACUCCAUCGCAAGAUCCUCCAAACAUCAGUUCUUCUCCGGAUAAUAAGCCAGAUCGGUUGAUAAAUAAUUGUGGUGGUCCAGAAAAAUCGACAGAUGAGAAGGUUCGAAAACCGCCUGUUCCCCCGACCCCACCGGUGGUUCCACCAACUCCGCCAACCACUGGGACUCCAAUUGCUCAAACCCCGCCUCUUCAAGUUUCAAUAACAAUGAAAAGGGAUCAAGGGUCUGCUGGAAUGAAGCCCAAAACAGCUAGCAGUGCACAAACAUCUCAACGUUUCGACACUCAAAAGAAGAAGAGAAAAAAUGGUUUUCUGAAGAGUGUCUAUAGAAAAACAAAGUUCUGGGGACGCAAAUCCGAUUGUGUUGCUGAUCCAACCACUGAAAUGCUCGCCAAGUCCUAUGUCCCUCCUGAGUACGAUAAAAGAAACGAGUUGGAUUUUAAACCAGACAUCAAAAAAUGGUUCAGUAGUUAUCCGGUUAACGACUACGUCACUCGUGUCAAGACCAAUUUGGCAACCAGCAAGGAUGACAUUUUCGUUAACAACCGUCCGUUUUGGUUAACCCGCCAACCAGGAGAUGAGUCGAUUCCAAAAGUUCGAAUCCAGCUGCACAAACCAUUGAAGCAAAUGUAUUUGAAAUGUCCAACUGAAAUUUUGCCGAAACAGAAUCGACAAAUUCCCUUUAAUGAUCCGAAGACUCAAAAUUGGAAAUUGCUGAAAAUGGUGGAUAAGUCGAUUGGGAUAGAGGAUGAUGAUUCGGCGAGAGUUCCGGAAAAGGAUCGGGCGGCAAAGGAUAAGGCCAAGGAGAAUGAGUUGAAGAGAGUGACGGCAAACACUUUUCAUGCCACUAUGAUGUUUGAAGUGGAGAAGUUGAUUUGGGAUGAACAGCAGAAGAAGUUUCAGGAAGAUCCAGAUCCAAAACGUCGACAAUUGAAAAAAGAUGUCGAGCCGAAAUCUUCUUUAGAGGAUGAGCCACCAUCCGGAAAACGGGUUACGUGGUCUUUUCCGCAGAAACCAGCUGUGGAAAAAGUUCAGAAACUUUUGAAGAAGCCGGACAUUUCGAUAGUUCCAGAAUGUGUUUAUGAAUACCAGUUGCAAACUUACAAUCGAAAACUACGCCCACAUUCGGACAAAUCUAAAAACCGCGACUUUGCGACUUUUGACUACAUUGUGGGAAUUUCAAAAAUUCCGAGAAAAGCGACUGCUAUUCCGGCUUCAUCGUCUUCAGCUACGUCAGUGUCGUCGAAAUCGGUCACCAAGUCAAGUUCGACGGAAGGCAAAAAAUGA
This is a messenger RNA of Caenorhabditis briggsae, 2004 nucleotides long. Lineage: Eukaryota; Metazoa; Nematoda; Chromadorea; Rhabditida; Rhabditidae. The record is from RefSeq and is a predicted model, not a curated record. The coding region runs from base 1 to 2004 and encodes 667 amino acids. The transcript has 7 exons.